AUGUGGUGUACUAGACGAUCAAAUAGACAAAAAUGGAAUGUAAAUCCAAAGGAAAACAACGAUGAUGACGAUGAUGAUGAUGGAAAUAAUUCAGAUUCAGCUGGAAAUGUACAUAAAGAAGAUCAACGAUUAAAUAAUCUCCUAUAUCGUAAAUCAAAACUUGAAAGUGUUAAUGAAACAUCAGCAUUACUUAGUGGAUUUGCUAUUGUAGCUAUUGUUGAAUUAUCAUUAGAUUCUUAUAUAGAACAUAAAUCUAGUGAUGUACUUAUUAUUUGUUAUGCUAUUGUAUCAUGUCUUUUAGUAGGUAUUCAUUUACUUGCUUUACUUAUGUCCAUGUGUAUAUUACCUGAAUUAAAAAGUGUUAUACGUCAAAGUGAUGUUUGGAUGAAUAAUGAAAAUACAAAACCUUUAUCAUCAUUAAAUAUUUAUAUUGAAAUAGCAUGGGUUGUUUCAACAGGUCUUGGUUUAUUCUUAUUUAUUAUUGAACUUUGUUUAAUUUUUUGGAUUAAAGUAAGCGGAUUUUCUCAAACAGCUGCUAUUGCUGCUAUUGUUACACUUGGUCUUGUUGGUUGUCCAUUUAUAUUAUUUGCUAUUGGAUUUUAUUUUCGUGUAGCAAGAGCGAAAGUUAAUUUACAUCAAACAGAUUUAGAAACUAUUGAACGUGGUGCUAUUGCUCGUGGUAUUUUUACAAGUAAUCCAACAGCUCCAGCCGUACCAAAUAUAAAAGAAAUUUAG
Molecule: messenger RNA, 735 nt
Organism: Adineta steineri
Lineage: Eukaryota; Metazoa; Rotifera; Eurotatoria; Adinetida; Adinetidae
Source: the annotation of a GenBank genome assembly